This is a messenger RNA of Pocillopora meandrina, 935 nucleotides long. The record is from the annotation of a GenBank genome assembly. Lineage: Eukaryota; Metazoa; Cnidaria; Anthozoa; Scleractinia; Pocilloporidae.
AUGAUUUUAAUAAUCAAUUUAUUCCUGUACGUGCGGCAGCGUGAAACUCGCGAGUUUCUCGGAGGUAAAUAGCAAAGGAUAUUCAGAGUUUGAGUAGCCAGUCAGAGCACACCUUCAACGCUGUCCACUGCUUUAGUAUAUACUAAUGACCUUUAACUUGUCGAAACCUUGUCGAAAACCAUUGCAUUAAUUCUUGACAUGGUUUCAUCGUUUCAGAAGUUUCAAGUGAGAAUGGCUGUGACGAACAAGCGAAGGAAACAAGAUGCACUUGCGGUAAAAACAAGAAAAAUAAGUCAGUUUCAGACAUUUUCUGUGUUUCUGGUAAAUGCCCGUGUCACAAAGUGAACCACUCUUGUACCCGCUCGUGUAGAUGUUACAAUUGCAAAAAUACGUGCAAUUCCAAUGAAGUUGUGAGGGUAACAAAGAGUCUGAAGAGAGGCUGUAGGUGCGGAGUUGGACAAAAGAGCAAAGGGGACGGAGAACCAAAUGCAAGUCACAAGUCGUGUCAAGACAGUCUCCGCAAGUCAAAGUGUCCGUGUGUAGCGGGUGGCAUAGGAUGCACCGAAGUCUGCAGAUGCUUUAAUUGUGGAAACAUUGUUCAAGCUCGAGCUGACCCGGGAAAAUCCCCAAAACGAAAGAAGCGAAAUAGGGCGACCGUCUCUCCAUAUAAGAGGAAAAAGGGAUCAAAGUUCAUGAUAAGUCAAAAUGCAGAGGUGGAUUGUGGACCAUGGAGAAACAUUGAAACGCUUUGUUUGAUGGUUUGCCGGGACGUGAUGCUAAGUCAAGGACUUUCCAUAAAUUCAAAAAAUUUGCGUGAUUUGUAUGAUUUCGUGGCUAAGUCUCCUGCUGUUAUGGAAAUGUCUUUAAACAUAGCUGCGAAGUCUACAGCACAAAUUGCGGCUAAAAUAGCGCAUCUAAGAGGCAUUGAUUUGUAA